GAGAGAGAGAGAGAGGAAGGGAGAAUAUAUAAUAAUAAGCAGGGAACAAAGAAAAAGACGGGAAGUGGAACGUCAUAGAAGCAUCGUAGUGUGUGCAGGCAUUCAAUGGAUGAACGAUUGCACGCUUGAUUUUGCUGCCCUCGUCCACGGUCUCACACCGUCUAUCCAUCUGCACGUCCACCCCGCCCACCAUUUUCCUCUCGACUGGGGGCUCAUCAGUUCCUCGCAUCAGUUAAUUCUUAGCACUGCCUUAUCAAGUAUCGCCUUUGUUGUUAUGUCCCUCUUUUUCGGCUUCGCAGUAUGUAGAGCUGAUUGAGAGGAGGAGGAAAACAAAGCCGGGCUUGAAGUUGCAAGCAGUACAAUGAUGAAGGUGGAGGAGAACAUGUCCAAUCCCACUACUUCUGCCUCCUCACAGAAUCCGGUCCCAGCUAAGAGAAAAAGGGGCCUCCCAGGAAACCCAGACCCGGAUGCGGAAGUGAUAGCGCUGUCGCCCAACACACUGAUGGCAACCAACCGGUUCGUGUGCGAGAUCUGCAACAAAGGGUUUCAAAGGGACCAGAAUCUCCAGCUGCACAGGAGGGGCCACAACCUACCGUGGAAACUGAAGCAGAGGACGAACAAGCAGGUGAGGAAGAAGGUGUACAUUUGUCCGGAUGCGUCGUGCGUACACCACGACCCCUCCAGAGCACUCGGAGACCUCACUGGGAUCAAGAAGCAUUUCUCCCGGAAGCACGGCGAGAAGAAGUGGAAAUGCGAGAAGUGCUCCAAGAAAUACGCUGUUCAUUCAGACUGGAGAGCCCACAGCAAGAUCUGUGGCACGAGGGAAUACAGAUGUGACUGUGGAACCCUCUUCUCAAGAAGGGACAGCUUUAUCACCCACAGAGCAUUUUGUGAUGCUCUGGCAGAAGAAAGUGCAAGAGUUACCCAAGCAAACCCUGUGGCUGACCACCAUCAACACUUGUACUCUCAACCCUUGUCAUCCCAUGAACUCGCGGCUGGUCAGAGCACCACCAUGCAGCCUCAGUUCCCCGACGGGUUGAGAUCCCAACACGCCGACAUUAGGAGAUCUCAUGGUACCUACGUUACCAUGAAACAGGAGAUCUCAUCACCAUGGGCGGCUUGUCAAGGACCUGAGCCACCACCAGCUGCCUCAACGUCCCAAAGUCAAAUGGAUCCCUUGUCCUCCAUCUACGCCACAAUGCUAGAAUCUGAGUUCCAACGUGAGGGCCAAUCUUCUUUACCUGCGUCAUAUCGAACUUCUACGACCUUUCCUUUCUUGUCAGCCACCGCAUUGCUCCAAAAGGAAGCUCAGAUGGGUGCAGUCACGGCUAGACCUCGACACAUCGAUCAGAUGGCAGCUCAUACAUCUAGUGCUACCGGUUUCACCCUUGGAUGGUGCAGUGGUGGUGCUCCAUUACAUGGAGUAAAAACCCAUAGUGCUUUGCUCCACGAGAUGGCAUGUCCUCCUCCGCCGCCGGCGGAUAUUGCCGGGUUCUCCGAAGGAAAACCUCAGUGAGGAAGGAAGAGGAGGGCGUAGUGGAGAGGCGUCCGGUUGCCGAGAGACUUCUUGAGUACAAGAGACUUAACCCAGACUCCCUCAUCCUAUGAGGAUUCCCCACAUUACUCUCUCUCUCUCUCUCUCUCUCUCUCUCUCUCUCUCUGGGGGACAAUGAUAGAUAAAUGUUUUAUUUCUUUUGUUCUCUUUCUACGUCUCUACUUACAGGAAGGAGAUUCCGUUUCCCUCAAAUCUAGUUUUGUACUGUCCACUGUAAUCAUACGGUUUUGUUCUCUCUUUUAUUAGAUAUCCCAUUGUGCAUA
This is a messenger RNA of Musa acuminata AAA Group (dessert banana), 1818 nucleotides long. RefSeq names its product zinc finger protein GAI-ASSOCIATED FACTOR 1-like. Gene Ontology annotation, cellular component: nucleus. The record is from RefSeq and is a predicted model, not a curated record. The coding region runs from base 362 to 1516 and encodes 384 amino acids. NCBI's taxonomy places the organism in Eukaryota, Viridiplantae, Streptophyta, Magnoliopsida, Zingiberales, Musaceae. Gene Ontology annotation, molecular function: DNA-binding transcription factor activity. The transcript has 4 exons.